UGGACCGACGCAUACACAUCGAUUGUUUGUAACUUGUUUGCAGAACAAGUUAAGAAAGGCAAUAGACCAAAUACACAUUUGAACUCUGUAGGCUAUACAGAAGUGUCAAAUAGGUUUUAUCAGAUGACAGGAAUUUAUCUUAGCAAGAUGCAAUUGAAAAACAAGUGGGACAAGUUGAAGACAAAAUUAUCAGCAUGGAAUAGAUUAAUGAAGAGGCAAACAGGAACAGGUUGGGAUAGAACAAAGGGUGUGAUUGACAUGGACGAUGAGUGGUGGAGGAAGGCAAGAAAGGCUAUCCCAGGAUGCGGCGGGUUCAGGACAAAACCUCUGCAAAAUGUGGAUGAUUUGACCGUUAUGUUUGGUGACAUCAUUAAUGAUGAAACAGAUCAUUGGAACCCUAUGACUUCGAACCCUAUCAUACCCCAAAAUGAUGACACUCCUAUUGAAGUAGACCUUGAUGUUGGUGAGAACCUUGAUGGUGGUGGGGAUGACAUUGAGGAUAAUGGAGGUGUUGCUGUGAAUGACAUUGAGGAGGUAUCUCCAUCCAUUGGCAAUGCAAAAAGAAGAUCGAGGGUUGUCAUAGACAAAGGAAAGAAAGCAAAAACAGGAACCGCACUUGUGAUUCAAGAAAAAUUGAGUGAGAUAGCUGAACAAGCCAAGGCUUUCACAUCAAGAAAGGUUGGCGAAGUUACUGUUGAACAAGUAAUGGAUCUUGUUUUGGAUUGUGGAGCGGGGUAUGGUACCGAUGAGCAUUUUAUUGCUACUGAGUUGUUGGUGAAGAAAGAUCAAAGGGACAUGUUCAUGACACUUCCAACUAAGGACAUUAGAUUCGGUUGGCUUACGAGGAAGUUCAACGUCAAAUACGGGAACUGAAGAUCACCAUUUGUUUUUUUCA
Messenger RNA from Setaria italica (foxtail millet), 895 nucleotides. RefSeq names its product zinc finger CCCH domain-containing protein 43-like. The transcript has 2 exons. Bases 124 to 873 code for a protein of 249 amino acids. The record is from RefSeq and is a predicted model, not a curated record. Lineage: Eukaryota; Viridiplantae; Streptophyta; Magnoliopsida; Poales; Poaceae.